AUGGCUUCCACUUCCACUGCGCUGCCUUCUGAGGUUGCCCUUCGUCGAAUGGCCACGGCUGAUUCCACUCCUACCUCCUCCGCCAACAUCUCGCCUGUCGAUAGUCCGAGAUCGUCUCCUUCCUCUACCUCGCUCUCCUCUCUCGGCUCCGAAGUGGGUGCGGUCCAGAAAGAGGUCUCGACAAAGACCCAGCUGCUUGAUACCUAUGGGAAUGCCUUUGAGAUCCCAGACUAUACCAUCAGUGACAUCCACAAAGCAAUCCCCAAGCACUGCUUCGAACGAUCGGCUGCUACCGGGCUGUACUAUGUUGCUCGAGACAUUGUAUCUCUAGCCACAACCUUCUACCUCUUCAACCGCUUUCUGACGCCGGAGAAUGUUCCCUAUACCCUGCUCAGAGCUGGUCUCUGGUUUGUGUAUGCCUUUGUGCAAGGCCUGUUCGGCACCGGCUUGUGGGUGUUGUCACAUGAGUGCGGACAUCAGUCUUUCUCGACCAGCAAGGUCCUGAACGACACCGUGGGCUGGGUGUGCCAUUCUGCUCUCUUGGUCCCUUAUUUUUCCUGGAAAAUCUCCCACGGUAAGCAUCACAAGGCGACUGGUCACAUGGACCGCGACAUGGUAUUUGUCCCGGCCACAAAGGAAGAAUAUGCCAGCAGGAGAGGCCACUUGCUCCAUCAGCUGGACGAGCUCACCGAGGAGACCCCAAUUGCAACUGCCUACCACUUGAUCACUCAGCAGCUGGGAGGAUGGCCGAUGUACCUCAUCACCAAUGUCACCGGCCACGACAAACACGAGGGUCAGCGGGAGGGCCGUGGAGUUGGCAAGCACAACGGAUUCGGUGGCGGAGUGAACCAUUUCGAUCCGGCCAGCCCUCUGUAUGAAGCCAAGGAUGCCAAAUUGAUUUUGUUGAGUGAUCUCGGCCUCAUCAUCACAGGAAGCAUUCUUUACUGGGUCGGAAAGAAGUAUGGCUGGACGAAUCUGUUUGUCUGGUAUUUUGCCCCGUAUCUGUGGGUGAAUCACUGGCUGGUGGCCAUUACAUUUUUGCAACACACCGACCCUUCACUGCCACAUUACACCCCCACCACGUGGACUUAUACUCGAGGAGCGGCCGCAACGAUCGAUCGUGAAUUCGGAUUCAUUGGCCGUCAGCUGUUCCAUGGCAUUAUCGAAACCCACGUCCUUCACCACUAUGUCAGCACGAUUCCCUUUUACCACGCCGACGAAGCGAGCGAAGCCAUCAAGAAGGUCAUGGGCCGUCACUAUCGCAGCGAUACCAAAGAUGGCCCAAUCGGAUUCCUGAAGAGCCUGUGGAAGUCGAUGAGGAUGUGCCAAUGGGUUGAACCGAUGGCGGGCACUACGGGGGAAGAUGCGGGAGUUCUGUUCUUCCGCAACCGAAAUGGACUGGGCAUGCCACCAACCAAAUCCCCGAGACCGGCUGCGUCUUAA
Molecule: messenger RNA, 1443 nt
Organism: Rhinocladiella mackenziei CBS 650.93
Lineage: Eukaryota; Fungi; Ascomycota; Eurotiomycetes; Chaetothyriales; Herpotrichiellaceae
Exons: 2
Coding region: 1-1443 (480 amino acids)
Biological process (GO): lipid metabolic process
Molecular function (GO): oxidoreductase activity
Source: RefSeq, a predicted model, not a curated record